CGUAGAUAAAUGGAAAAAUCCAAUCCUCCCACACUACAAGAGCUUUGGCCCAUUGAGCACUGCAGAAAAUUUACUUCACAAUUGAUCAUAUCAGAGUGCGUUCAAUUGAUGAUUGAGAAGAUCCAAGCUGUUGUAUAAGCAAACCACAGGGUCUAGCCAAGAUCAAGCUUUCUUAUGUUUACCCAAGGUCUCUUAAUGCGUCGCGUAUGAAGUUGUCGAGCAGAAGUAUAAGAAAGGUAUUCUACCCAAGCCACUAUGGUAAACACAACUGUAUGUGGGAGUCUGGAAGACAAGUCUUUAAAAUUGGUCAAGAUUCUGAGUUACAGUUUGAUUCUUAUCAUUUCGCUACUUGGAAAUACAGCCAUUAUUGCCAUAACUGCACGAAACUCUCGCACUCUGACUACAGUUAACUAUCUCAUUGCUAACAUGGCGGCGUCAGACUUGCUGAUAUCAAUCUUCGCUGUUCCAAGCCAACUAAGUGGACACGCCUGGCUAAUCGAUGGGGUUGUGGGCUCAGUUUUAUGCAAGCUUGUUUUUUUCUGCCAAGAUAUCUCCACAGCUGUUUCGAUUCAAAGCUUGGUCGUUAUUUCUAUUGAAAGAUAUAGAGCAAUAGCACAUCCAUUUCGCCCUGCAGUCAUUACACCGAAAAGAUGCAAACUGAUCAUUCCGCUUAUAUGGUUCGCAGCUGUCUCUCUGCAUGGAAUAUAUUUCUAUACAGCCCGCCUCGAGUCCAAUAACACUACAACAACAUGCAAAUUCAGUUGGGAGCCAACAUUUGACGAUCGCCAAACGAUGGAGCUAUAUGUGGCGGUGGUUUUGGCGCUAGUUGUUUUCAUACCUCUUUGCUUUAUAGCUUUUACUUAUUCGCGAAUUCUCUGGGUGCUGAGCAAGUCCGAGGACUCCAUGCAUCGCGCCGAAAACAGCAAAGUUUUUAAGAACGUGUGUGCGAUCAUGAUUGCAUUUGCAUGUUGUGUCCUCCCAAUUAAUAUUUUUGCUAUUUUGUUUUACUUUGUAUGGAAACGGGAAACUUCUUGUAAUAUAAUCCUGUUUGGUGUGUUCUCAAAGCUCGCCUUAUAUUCAAAUUCUGCCAUAUCUCCCAUAAUUUCAUUGGUGCGUUUUAACAGAUAUCGCCAGGGUUUGAAAGAUAUUUUAAAAAUAGUAUCAUUGCAUUUUUGGUACAAAGACAGCAUUGGAAACAUUUCAAACCUCGGUGAUUUAGAAUUAAAAGGAGUUUCCUCCCGCGAGGAAAACUUGCGGAUCAGCGUAAUAGAUUCGCAGAUUACAAGCUUGUCAACUUAAACGGUUGCGUACCUAAGACGCAACGUGGAAUUCCCAUAGUAAAACAGAAAGCUUUCAGAAGUAUAAAAUACCAUUUUUGGUUCUCUAUCUGAGGGAGCCUUUGGACAGCUUUAUAUUUGGACAGCUUUAAACUGCUUAAACCUAGUUUAAAUUUUAAGUAGCGUACAACUUACUGAUCUGAAAGACAAAGAUACAGAUGGAAAAUUAAACAAAAGGGACUUAUGAACUGUCUUUU
Messenger RNA from Stylophora pistillata, 1534 nucleotides. Its product is annotated as neuropeptide FF receptor 2-like. Gene Ontology annotation, biological process: G protein-coupled receptor signaling pathway. Gene Ontology annotation, cellular component: plasma membrane. Lineage: Eukaryota; Metazoa; Cnidaria; Anthozoa; Scleractinia; Pocilloporidae. The record is from RefSeq and is a predicted model, not a curated record. Gene Ontology annotation, molecular function: G protein-coupled receptor activity.